GCAAGGGCAAGGUCAUUGCAAAAUCAAAACACAAAAUAUUUUCAUUGCGACAUAAAAAGUUCGCUCAAAUAUAACCGAUUUCAAGGCAUCAAUAUGUUAAAUACGAUGUCAAGUUGGUUAGGAGGGGGUGGUACGAAAAAUAAAGAUAAAGAAGAACCCGAAAUUGACAGUUCUGAUCCAAAAACCAGUUCAGAAAGUGCAGGAAAAGCCAGCACAACUGAACCAAAAAAAGAUGAAGCCACACCACCACCACCAGCAGCUGACCCUGGGAAUCCGGAUUUGGCAGAAGGCCAGGAUGGUGCUGACCCAUUCCUUGGUGCCUCAGCAGAUCUCCAAGAAGUCUCCAAACAAGCUUUGAAUACCGCUAAAACAUGGGGAAGUUAUCUCUUCAGCGUUGGGAAGACCGCUACAAUGUCUGUAGCUCAGACUGCAAUGCACCUAAAAGACAAAGUUGAAGAGAGCACACCUAUUAUCAAUGAGUUCACAAAGGAACAGAAGAAGUUUGUAGAUGAGAAUCGUGAGAAGAAGCGUCAAGCUGAAGCGGCUGUCCCUCCAUGGGUUGGUUAUAAUGAAGAAGAGCAGAUGAGGGAUCAGAUAAUGGCUCUGUCAUUGGACAAGAGGAACUUUCUUCGUAAUCCUCCCUCUGGUGUCCCAUUCCACUUUGAUUUUGAUGCCUCUUUCCCAGUUGCUUUGGCCACAUUACAGGAGGAUCCAAAUCUGCAGAAAAUGCGAUUUGAACUUGUGCCAAAGGCUGUAAGUGAAGAGCACUUUUGGAGGAAUUACUUCUACCGCGUAUCGCUAAUUAAGCAGUCAACCCAGUUGACAUCGUUAGCCCAGUCAACAGGAAACACUGGUGAAAAUGCCUCCUCAAAAUCGAGCUCACGACGAUCAUCUUUAGAAAAUGGAAAUAAAGGUGAUAAUUCAUCUAAUUCCUCUUCCGAUUAUGACAAACUUUCCGAUAUUCAGGAGACUCUAUCCGCAAAAUGCAAAGGUCCAACUAAUGGAAAAGAUGACGUCGACCACCAGGAGGAAAUAUCGCCAGGAAGUCCACCCGACCAUGAAUUCGUUAGUGACGCAUUCCAAGAUUCAAAUAUCGAUGAAGAAGAUCUGAGGAAGGAGAUGCAGCAGCUUGGUAUGAACGACAAGGAAAAUGAUGAUAAUACAGACAAAAGCAAGGCUUCAGCGGCUAAAGAUACACCUAAAUAUGAUAUACCAGAAUGGGAAAAAGAAUUGCAACAAGAAUUACAAGAAUACGAGGUGGUCGAUGACGGAUUGGGAGACGAUGAUAUUGAAAACGAGAUUCUGAAGCAGCUUGAGCAGGAGGCAGUCGAGCAAUCCUAAGUCUGAUAAUGUCUGACAUUACAAUUGGAAACUGACACAAGGCAUUGCUAAUGGUGAUAUGUAUUCAGAUCUAAUGCGACAUAGGUUUUAAAACCAAUUGUUAGCGAUAGAUACGGUUUUGCUGUAUCUGUAAAAAGAUAUCGGACUAGAACUUGCUGAUAUUCCAUGAUUGUUGGGUCAUCCAUUCAGUAUGGGGUAGUUAGGGGUGAGAGGUAAGUGUGGGAGAAGGCAAAUGUACCAACGCAUACAUUUUAGCCAGUCUUGAGAUGUCAAAGUGUUUCUGUACCAAUUACUUGGUGGAUGAUCCUUCCUGAUAUCAGUUGAUGUUCUUUGUUGACGAAGAGGUUGUUGCUAGUUCUGGUCACAUACCAGCACCUUGCACUGCUAAAAAAGACUAUAAACAAAAUGUGAUAGAAUGUCACUUCUCCUGCAUGGAGAUCUGAGAAUUAUUACUGGGACGCCAUUUUCUGGCGGUUGUGGUGGAGCAUUCACAGUCUGAACAUCUGAAUCCUGAUUUUCAGUCUAGUCUAGUUUAUUGGUUUGGGAUGAGGAUUUCUUUCACUUAGCUGGCAACUAACUUGGUGUUGUUUGUGGAAUAGCGAUCUUAAUUGGGGAAGAUAGUAAUGAAUUUAAAUCCCUUGGUGCCAUGACUGUUCUAUGACCAAAGUUCCUUAUAUGUGAUACAUGAUGAUAAUUUCCACAGCUUAUCUCUGGUGCAAUGAAUAUAAAUUGUAUCUCUGGUGCAAUGAAUAUAAAUUGUAUCAGAAUAUAAGUUGCAUUGCAGAUUAGAGUAUGGUUUAGACUCAUUGCAUCUACUAUACGGUUUAUUAGCCUGUAGUAGAACAGUUUACCCGUGUGUUACAAAAAAGGUAGCCUGAAGUUGGACCUGGUGUAUGUAAGUUAGGCAGUGAUACUGGGGUAUUUGAAGUGAAAUUGUCUUGUUAUCAGAAAUAUGUAAGGACAUACUUUGGCAUAAUAUGUUGUCUAAAGUACAAAAAUAUCCCAAAAUGUAUAUGAGAAUUGUUUUAAAACCUCUGACUUGUAAUAUGAUAUGGGUUAUGGCAAUAGUGAUCUAUCUGGAUGUUCCGUACAAUUUGUAAAUAGUCAUGUCUUCAAAGUAUUUAUCGUCUGAUGGAUUGCUGAUAUCCGGGGUCUCGUUUGAUUAUAUCUGGUUACUUGUACUGUAAGCCAAAUUAUUUAUUUCUAUCCUUACCUCUCAAGGUCCUUCAUAAAAUCUAUGAUAGACAAGUUGUUUUAUUUCUGACUGUGGGCAGAAAUCUGUAACUGAACAACUGAAAGUCUAAAUUUAUCGUAGAAGGAGGUAUAAAAACUAACAUGUGUUUGUUGUAAAAUUGAGAAUCAUGUAACCAGUGUACUUCUCAAAUAAAGUGCCGACAGGUCCUUGAGUUGUGGUUUUCAUAUUAGUUUGAGUAGAAAAGAUGUGUCUUGUAAAAAUGUAUAUAUUAAUAUGCGACAGUCAUAUCAAUACCAAUGGUACCUGGUAUAAAUUCUAUAAGAUAGGCUAACCAGAAUAAAAGAAAAACUAGUUAAAAAAUAGUUUCUAUCAUAUAUUUCUCUGUCAAAAUAUCUGAUGGUGAAAAGGAAUAUUUUGUAGAAUGUCACCUUGGUAACUCUUUUCAUUUGGGAUAGGACUUUCAGCACACUGUAUGACGGCUAUGUCAAAGGAUAAUCUUUCUCGACAGUAAGGGCAACUUCGAUAUAGUGUUCUUUCAUAGAAUGUAAAUCAAGAAUAUCUAAAAUCCUCUUGCUGCCAGGGAACCAAUAUGCACAGACUUUCCAUUGUUUAUUGUAGCAAGUCUUGUAUAUAAUCUAUACUUGACAGCAUAUUUGAUGCAUCAGCCUGGAGUUCAGGAACUUGGCACAAUAAACGUGUUUGCCAUGUGAUAGACUUCACCUUCUGAACAUACAUGUAGGACCUCGGCAGUUAGAGGGGCGUUGGUGGUGCUAAAUAUUUUGUUAAAUUCAUGUUUCAUAAAUUUCUACAUGGAGUAGCAUGGAGUAGAGGCCAUCAUCUUAUUUGCUCAAAAUACCUGUCACCAAGGAGUUGAGGAAAAGCUGUUGCUAGACCUCUGGAACAAUAAAAUGGUGGCUCUUGAGGAUGAGAUGGCUUUAUGUUCUGGCACUCUUUUGUUAGACUUGUUGGAAAGAUUGAUUAUAUAGGUGAGGGGCAAUGGAAGAAGUGAAUGGAUGAUUACUUAUCAGUGAUUUGAAUAUCCUUGAGCUCACCUUGUUGUCUGUUACUUAUUCACUGUAAAUAUAUACCCAAAUAUUGCAUACCGAUAAUGUCCCAUAAUUUCUGAAGCCUCCCAACACAAAGAGUAUAAAUGAUUGAGGCCUUUUGUAUUAAAAAACUAACUUUCUCAUUGUUCUAUCAAGGGUCAACUCUCAUGUUGAGAUGACCAGAAUGACACAGCUAAUAAUUGUGCUUGAUACAGUAAGGUCACAGCACAGGUUCUGGGCUCUAAUAAUCCUUGUUGACUAAAUGUACAGUGUGCCACUUUCUGUAACCAAAGUUGUACUAGUUGCUAAUGUAAAUAAAAUAUGUACAAAUGAUACUCUAAAAA
Molecule: messenger RNA, 3926 nt
Organism: Lineus longissimus
Lineage: Eukaryota; Metazoa; Nemertea; Pilidiophora; Heteronemertea; Lineidae
Product: synapse-associated protein 1-like
Exons: 10
Coding region: 94-1341 (415 amino acids)
Biological process (GO): regulation of short-term neuronal synaptic plasticity; TORC2 signaling
Cellular component (GO): Golgi apparatus; synapse; nucleus
Source: RefSeq, a predicted model, not a curated record